Aplysia californica (California sea hare) is the source of this 1238-nucleotide messenger RNA. Its product is annotated as annexin A4. Gene Ontology annotation, molecular function: calcium ion binding; calcium-dependent phospholipid binding. The record is from RefSeq and is a predicted model, not a curated record. Gene Ontology annotation, cellular component: cytoplasm. Lineage: Eukaryota; Metazoa; Mollusca; Gastropoda; Aplysiida; Aplysiidae.
UGUGAUGGUACCCUCAAACCUUUUGAGCCUUUCAACGCAGAAGCAGACGCGGAGACUUUGCGCACAGCCACCAAGGGCAUCGGUACUGACGAGGACGCCUUGAUCAAUGUCCUGGCCUACAGAGCCAGCCCGCAGAGAGUGGAGAUCGUCAACGCCUACAAGACCAUGUUUGGAAAGGAGCUCGUGGAGGACAUCAAGGGCGACACGAGCGGCAACUUCUGCGAGGCCCUGAAGGGUCUGCUGCUGGGCCCGGCCGAGUUUGACGCGCACAUGCUGCGCUCCGCCAUCAAGGGUCUGGGUACGGACGAAGACGUUCUCAUCGAGAUUCUGUGUACCCGCUCCAACGCUCAGAUUGCUGAGAUCAAGCAAGCCUAUCAAGAGAGUGAGUCGUGUGAUGACACUACCGGGGACUACCAACGUUUGAUGUUGGCCCUGGCAACCGGAGGCCCGCCGCCUAAAGCGACAUCAGGAAAAGCCUUUGUGGAGUCUGUCAAGUACAAGACGGACGAACAACUGGACGAAGACGUCAAGAUGGAAAAUGAGCCAAAGCAGGAAGAUCCGACCCUGGUACCUUUUGAGGGUUUCAACGCGGAGCAGGAUUGUGAAGUUCUACGCAAAGCCAUGAAAGGAUUCGGAACGGAUGAGAAGGCAAUCAUCAGUGUCUUAGGCCACCGCUCCAUGGACCAGAGGAAGGAGAUCGCUCUCUCUUACAAGACUAUGUUUGGGAAGGACCUGGGAAGUGAGUUGUCCGGUGAACUGAGCGGUAACUUUAAGACUCUGUGUGUGGAGAUGUUGCUGGGGACCGCUGAGUUCGACGCAAAACAGCUCAACAAAGCUGUCAAAGGUCUGGGCACGGACGAGACGACUCUGGUAGAGAUCAUCUGCUCGCGGACGAACCAACAGCUGACCGACAUCAAGGCCGCCUACAAGACCAGCGUUGUUUGAGGCGGGGGAGAAGAAAUGGGGCACGGAUGAGUCUCGGUUCCACACCAUCCUGGUGUCUCGCAGUUACGCCCAGCUCCGCGCCACCUUCCAGGAGUACGCCAAGGCCGCUAACAAAGACAUCGAGGACUCCAUCAAGUCAGAGAUGAGCGGGGAUAUAAAGGACGGGAUGUUGGCUGUCGGAUGAUACUUCCGGUGACUACCGCAAAAUGCUGUUGACCUUGAUAGGAGAGGAAAGUUCUAUAAAGAAGUAAUGAUCUAGCACUUGAUGAAGGAGGAGAAGGAGAAGAAGAAGC